Cydia pomonella (codling moth) is the source of this 1359-nucleotide messenger RNA. RefSeq lists its product as uncharacterized. Bases 578 to 1249 code for a protein of 223 amino acids. The transcript is spliced from 3 exons. The record is from RefSeq and is a predicted model, not a curated record. Lineage: Eukaryota; Metazoa; Arthropoda; Insecta; Lepidoptera; Tortricidae.
CCGCCGCUGCCCCCUGGCCCCUGCGCCCCUUGGUAGUUGUGCAUAUAUCCUCGCCAGUUGGCGCUACUUUCUAUGUUUAAGGUAUUUAUCUCCCGAGGGAAAACUUCGCUAAAAUAGAUGGCACCACUUUGUACGUGUACGACAAACAAAAAGUGACGAGGUGGCCUCCAGUGGCGAAGGUCGGAUUCGAACCAGCGUCUUUAGCUGACCGGGGCGUCUUUAGCCAGUUAACGUCAUGAACCCCUAGGCCACCCCGUCACGGUGAAACUGGUCCUAAUUUCUCGACUAUAUAUGCAAUCGUAGUGAGACUAGGCGUUAUGUGAAAUUCGCAUGUAUCGAUGCCAAUUUCCUAUAGCUCGUUGAGCAAUAAUGUAAAUGACUACAUUUGACCUCGCUCGACAAAGAUGAUUCAGUUUGCACCGAAAGUUGAGAGUUCAUGAGAACCGUUUCACACGUUUCUUUACCACAUGCGCCCCGCCCGUCUACACCCCACCCCUCCACUGAAUUUUUCUGCUAUAAAAGAGCAUGUUGAACCAUAUUCCCACUACAGUGUCACAACGAAUAUUGCGUUGAAAUCAUGGAUCCGCAAGCUUCAUCACAUACCAAAUCCGACAACAAUACCAUCACCACUUGGUGCUGCCAGUGCUGGUUGUCCACCACCACAAGCGGCGGCGGCGGCUGUGACGGUGGCUGUAGCAGCUCCACUUCGCAAUCGUCACCCGGACCACAACCGAUGGCAACAGCAAAGGCACUGUUAAAACAAGACGAUGGGGACAAGGGAAAAACAAACUGCCUAGAGAGCGCUUCUGAGAGCGAUACGAGCGAUGAAAUGAAAUCUUUUUAUCAAGGAUGUAAAAGCAAGUGGAUAAAAGCGUUCCAGAACAAUACUCUGAUUAAUAGAUGGCGCCUCCCCAUGCCAUUUCACACAUUUAGAGCGGAAGUAGCGAGAUUGUUAAAACGAUUGUAUAUCGAAGGUCACCAUGACGAUUGUCAUAUUUACCAGUUAAUUGUAAUGUGGGACGAUUUAAACGAUGACGUAGAAGAGAUAGUGGGAGAUGCUCAAAUCAACUAUCAAGACUGGAUUGCGUUAUUAGGUGGCGUUACAGCGGAACUAUUUUCACGCGUGGUGUUCAAUACUAAAUCUUUUAAUUAUUUAAUCAAUGUAAUAUUUUGUGUGCUAGGUCCAAACAUAAUAGCUUCCGGUGAUUAUGAAUGUGAACCUAAAUGUAAGAAUGCUCGUACAUAUUAAGGUGAUGAUGCAUUUAUUCCUUGUCAUUGUUUAAUUUUAAAUUGUUAGCUCGCUGCGAAUGUAAAUGUUUUAAUGUACACGUAUUAAUAAUAAAUUCAUAUUACUGAAUA